UUUUAGUUACGCAUUCACAUUAUUUUUCAUUACUUUAUAUCACAUAAUUCUAUUUCGUAUGACGUCAUGUUCUUUAUGUGUUUCAGAAUUAUAAACUACUGCGUUAUUUCUUUGAACAGGUGCAUUCUUAAUACCAUACACCUUGAUGCUUGCUAUAGAAGGUAUUCCGAUAUUUUUUUUGGAACUUGCAUUAGGACAACGAAUGCGGAAAGGGGCUAUCGGUGCUUGGAAUCAAAUAAGUCCAUUCAUGGGCGGUAUUGGAAUAUGCUGUGCAAUAGUUUCCUUCAUCGUUGGACUCUAUUAUAACACGAUCAUCGCUUGGUGCCUUUACUAUCUGUUCCUCAGUUUUCGAAGCCAUUUACCAUGGGAGAAAUGCCCUUCCGUACAAGUUGGAAAAUACAAGAAUGAAAGCCGUUUAGUUGAAGAAUGCAGAAGAAGCGGGCCUACAGCUUACUUCUGGUACCGAGAGACUCUAAAUAUCUCAGACUCAGUCGACAAAUCUGGUGUGAUGAGUUGGUGGAUUUUGGUUUGUUUAGUUUUUGCAUGGCUUUUGGUCUUCAUUUGCAUUGUCAAAGGAAUUAAAUCAUCGGGGAAGGUUGUCUACGUAACUGCCAUCUUUCCGUACAUAGUUCUUAUAAUUUUUUUCUUCCGAGGAGUAACUCUUCCUGGUUUUCAGAAUGGUCUCUACCACUUAUUUGUCCCAGAGUUUUCCCGGUUGUCAGAUCCUCAAGUGUGGGUAGAUGCAGCGAGUCAAAUUUUCUAUUCACUCGGUUUGGGAUUUGGAAGUCUCAUUGCUUUGUCUUCGUACAACCCAACAAGAAAUAAUUGUCAUAGAGAUGCAAUAUUUAUUGCUUUAACAAAUUGUUGUACAUCUGUCUUUGCUGGGAUCGUUGUGUUCAGCAUAUUAGGUUUUAAGGCCACUAGACGUUUAGAAUCAUGUCAAGAAAUUCGUAACCACGAGUUAAUGGCAUUAUUCAAUGACACAAAUGUGAUUCCGCCACCUGCUGGAACCCUUGUUAAUAUUAGCUCCUCACCAAAUGGAGAAGUUACUUCAGUAGUGAUGCCUAAUAUUACUACUUGCAGUUUUAAAGAAGAAAUUUUAAAGUCAGCAUCUGGUACAGGUUUAACAUUUAUUGCUUUCACGGAAGCUAUAAAUCAAUUUUCUGUACCGCCAAUAUGGUCAAUUCUGUUUUUCCUUAUGUUACUGACCAUUGGACUUGACAGUAUGUUUGCAACGCUUGAAGGAGUAGUAACUCCGAUUCUUGACUUGGAUAUUAUUCCUGAUCUCCGUAAAUAUCCUUCUGUGUUAUCGGCUUGUCUUUGUCUGAUAUCUUUUCUGCUGUCAUUUGUAUUUGCCAAUCAAGCUGGACCUUAUAUAUUUGUGUUGUUUGAUGAGUACGUUUCUGGACUUCCGUUACUGAUCAUAGUAUUUGCAGAAAUCAUUACGAUAUCUUAUAUAUAUGGCUUAUACAGGUAUGAAUUUAACGCCUUUUUCUCCUCAACAAUAUUUAAAUACAUACCUUCAUGUUUAAAACAGAUUCUGUGACUGAAGUGGACAGAG
Octopus sinensis (East Asian common octopus) is the source of this 1561-nucleotide messenger RNA. RefSeq names its product sodium-dependent neutral amino acid transporter B(0)AT1-like. The transcript is spliced from 7 exons. NCBI's taxonomy places the organism in Eukaryota, Metazoa, Mollusca, Cephalopoda, Octopoda, Octopodidae. Gene Ontology annotation, cellular component: plasma membrane. Gene Ontology annotation, biological process: sodium ion transmembrane transport. The coding region runs from base 146 to 1546 and encodes 466 amino acids. The record is from RefSeq and is a predicted model, not a curated record.